Messenger RNA from Thecamonas trahens ATCC 50062, 690 nucleotides. RefSeq lists its product as uncharacterized. NCBI's taxonomy places the organism in Eukaryota, Apusomonadida, Apusomonadidae. The transcript has a single exon. Bases 1 to 690 code for a protein of 229 amino acids. The record is from RefSeq and is a predicted model, not a curated record.
AUGCGGCCGAUCGAGCCUGUGGAAGAAGUGGAGGAGCGGAAGCGGAUUGCAUCGCAUUCGUACGGCGAGGCGCUGGAGAAGGAGCGGCUGCGCGGGAGGCGGCGUGGGUUUGGUGGCCCCGCGCCGGUGCUGGGUGACGAGUAUCUGGCGUCGGCGCCUCCGUCGGCGCCGGCGUAUCUGGCUCCAGAGCAGCAGUUCCGGACCGACGUAGCGGCAGAGCUUGCUGCAGAGCAGGCGGCAAAGCGUGCGGCGGACGAUGCGCUGCUGCAGACGAAGCGCGCGGCCCGGGCGCGGCGCGAGGCGGCGAUCCGCGGUGGGGCGGCGGCUCGCGAAGGCGUCGGCGCGGUCGAGUCGGUCGGCUCGGUGCUGUCGGACUGGGGUGCGCCGCCAGCAUCAGGAAGUGCGCGAGACGCAUCCGGCGGGGUGUCAUCGACGGUGCGGUCGAACCACAACGCUCCGGGGAUGGCGUACGACAUUGUAAGCGAGCGGUACCUGGCGUCGGCCGAGGGCGAUAAGCUGCGUGCUCAAGACGAGGACGCGCGGCGACGUUGGGCGAGCCGGGCCCAGGCGCUCGCUGACCGUGAUUCGCGCUCGGGCUACAACCCGAUCACCGGCGCGGCAGUCCAGCCGGUCCGACCGCUGCCGCCGUUCGAGUCAACGGCCCGUGGCGACAGAUACACGGGCCAGUAG